Molecule: messenger RNA, 2541 nt
Organism: Diaporthe batatas
Lineage: Eukaryota; Fungi; Ascomycota; Sordariomycetes; Diaporthales; Diaporthaceae
Exons: 1
Coding region: 690-1826 (378 amino acids)
Molecular function (GO): 4-hydroxy-tetrahydrodipicolinate synthase activity
Source: RefSeq, a predicted model, not a curated record
UGUGGUUCCUGGCCAAGUGCUUGGGCCUACAGUCAGCUUUGCUUUUUCAGCGGGCGUCGCCGCCUGGCCCACGCCAGACUGAUGCUACCCCCACGCGGUCCGCUUUUUUUAUAGCUCAAAGGCUGGGGGCUCCCCAUGUGGUGAUCUUUCUCGAGACUUGGUCUAGCAAGGACCAGGCUGCCAGAUAUCGACUUCCUGAAAGCCAAGGAUUGCGCACUGUGACCCCAACAGAGAGCAUUGCGACCCCCAUCACGUCUCCAUGCUGAAGAGGCGGGCGGUCGGGCGGUGCGCGUUGGCGUGCAGCAAGCAUCACACGCAGCCUCGACUAGCUUCUUGAUGUUCAGCUUACUCCAGACGUUCCGGGAUUUCCUCAUGUAUCCGGCGCGACCUCGGAUAUCGCCCACGGCUGUCGACCUAGGACCGCUUCAGCAGGGUAUCCAAAUACACAGUGUGACCACGGGACUCCGCGAGGGAUCUAGGAGCAUCACGUCUGAUGCAUUUGGUGCGGCCUUUGCUUCUUUUGACCAUUAUAAGAACGUCCCCAGGCCUUUCCACUCGAUAACGCUCUCCCCUAGACUCCAUCCUAUUUCUUUCCCCUGCGUCCCUGUCUGCCUCACUUCCUCGUCUUUCUUGAUACCAUCUCAAGCUAUUCAGCUGCAUCGGGUCUGGGAUCCCACACAAGAGCAAAGAUGGCCCCUCACAGUGACGCCUCCCCCGCUGGCAGCUUUACAACCGGCUUCAAUGGCUUCAACCGGGGCUUCCGUCCCCUACAUUCCUCGGCCCUACCAGUGCCCAGUGGCCUGUCUUCUGCAGAUUCGGCCUCGCCUCUGAGUAGCUCUUACGAUAGCACAUCCGUGCAGAAUGAUUCACAUAUGGAUAGGCCGCUGGUGCCUGGGGUCUACGUGCCCACCAUGUGCUUUUUUGACGAGAAUGAGGACGUCGACACCGCGACUAUCGCCUCCCACGCCGUGCGCCUGGCACGCGCAGGGGUGACUGGCCUGGCCACGCAAGGGUCCAACGGGGAGGCAGUUCACCUUACCCACUCGGAGAGAACGCUGGUCACGUCGACUACGAGAAAGGCCUUGAACGACGCUGGCUUCUCCUCAAUGCCCCUGAUCGUUGGCUGUGGCAGCCAGAGUGUGCGAGAGACUGUUCAGUACUGCACAGAGGCAUGGCAGGCAGGUGGCGACUACGCGCUUGUCUUGCCGCCUGCCUAUUACGCAUCCCUAUUUGCGCCAUCCUCGGCCACUAUUCUUGAGUUCUUCAAUGCGGUCGCGGACUCUUCUCCCAUCCCAAUCAUCAUCUACAACUUCCCAGGCGCAGUCGGCGGCUUGGAUUUGUCCUCGGAUAUUGUCGUCAAGCUGUCGGCUCACCCCAACAUCGUCGGGGUCAAGUUGACAUGUGGAAACACGGGAAAGCUGGCUAGAGUAGCCGCCGCCACCAAGAAGCUCACCAAAAACUACGAUCCCAAGAAACCCGAAUUCCUUGUGCUUGCGGGAUCCGCUGAUUUCACCAUCCAAUCCCUGGUUGCUGGUGGUCAUGGCAUCCUAGCCGGCCUGGCCAACAUCUCCCCCAAAGCUUGCAUCAAGACGAUCAAGCUUUACAACUCAGGAAAUGUGGCCGAAGCCCAAGAGAUGCAGGACACGGUCGCCUCUGGAGACUGGACCGCCAUACAGGGUGGUGUUGUAGGCGUCAAGGCAGGUCUGCAGGCCUGGAACGGCUACGGCGGGUAUGCACGAAGCCCUCUGCCCAGACCUACAGCCGAACAAACCCAAAGUUGGAAGGAGGGCUUCCGGGACCUCGUUCUGUUGGAGAAGAGUCUGUGAGGUAUUCGAAACCUUGAUCGGCAACGGGACACAAAUUGUCGACCUCGGGAUGCGGUUUCCAGCCGAGGCGGAGACAAGCAGCAUGCUUCCUCCAGACAAUUGUCUUGCCCGUCCAGUCGAUCUUUGUGAUGCCAUCCGUACUCAGAGAAAACCAUGAAUUCACCGCGACUCUUCUGGACCGUCGUCCAUAUCUGCAACUGAUACGGUGAUGGGCUCGGUGGUCGUGCAAGGCGUGCAUGCGUGUGUGAACGGCGUUAUAGCAAGUCAGGUUACUUAUUGAAGCGGAGAUUUCUUUGAGCUAGGGCCCUUCCAUCAUCAAGGAAAGACGAAGAUGGCAUAAAAUUCCGGAGAAGAGUUUCUUGACCCUGUCAAAAUUUAUGGGGCUUCACUUUGUAUUCGUCAAGUUCAGUGGCGGGGUGUGAAAAAAGCCUUUUGUAUAUAGGCAACUUCAGAUGCCUGGGUUACAAGUGGUGAUGAGGGCAUGACUUCCAAGGAGAAGUCAAUAUCAUUAAAUGCCUCUGAAUUUUAUUCUAAUGAUUACCAAUGCUACUCCGCGCAGAUAAAAUCUGCAGAUAGUUCCUGAGAUGGUUUGCCUGGGUACAUCACGGGCGAUUUUAUAACAGAUCAGCAAGCCUAGGAACACUUUUUUAAGCUUUGGUGCACAUGGAUUCAGCGGGAAGAUUUUUCUCCAGCCUCAAAAUACUCGCUUCGUCCC